ACUUGGAACUUGUGUAUACACACUUUAGUGCGUGUUUCAGGUGUGGGGCCCUGCAAUGGAGACAGUGGAGGAGGACUGAUGCUGCCCGUCAAGGACAGCCUAAAUGUCACAAGAUGGCAACUGCGGGGGCUGGUCAGCCUAUCCUUGCUGAACGCGACCACCCUCGCCUGUGAUCUCAGCCAGUACAUUGUGUUUACGGACACGGCCAAGUUCAUUCCUUGGAUAGCUUCUGUUAUUAAUCAAAAAAGCAACUGACACUGUAUUUUUCCAAUUAUUUAUAUGUGAUUUGAUUAAAAAUUGUUUUAUUUAUUAUGAA
Messenger RNA from Homalodisca vitripennis (glassy-winged sharpshooter), 316 nucleotides. Its product is annotated as chymotrypsin-C-like. The transcript has a single exon. The annotation marks the transcript as partial. The record is from RefSeq and is a predicted model, not a curated record. NCBI's taxonomy places the organism in Eukaryota, Metazoa, Arthropoda, Insecta, Hemiptera, Cicadellidae.